AAGCGGGCGGCGGCGGCGGGCGGCUCCUCAUGGAGCGCUGCGCACCGCCGCCGCCGGGUUUCGUGACACCCGCGCCUCUCCCGGGACCGUCAAUGCGCGCCGUGGUGCUGCUCGCCGCGCUGGCCGCGCUCGCAGCGUGCCGGCUUGCCGCCGCCGCCUCGGCCAACGCCACGGAGCCGGAGCGGCGCGGAGGGCCUGGCCCGCGGGAGCCCCUGGCCCGCGAAGGCGAGGCGGUGUCAAGCCCCGACUACGAGGAGGAUGAGGAGGAGUAUGAAGAGGCGGCGCCCGUCCACCAGUACAUCGUGGACGACUUGAUCCGAGUUGAACCGGUGGUUAAGCCCAAGCCAACAAAGAGGGAUGGUGAGAAGAAUGCUGGCAAAUCAAGGAGAAAGAAAAACAAAGGGAAAAACAAAAAGAAAGGGACUCCAUGUGAAAUGGAAUACAAAAACUUUUGCAUCCAUGGUGAAUGUGUGUAUCUAGAACAUCUCCAGAUGGUGACCUGCAAGUGUCAUCAGGAUUUCUUUGGCGAGCGCUGUGGUGAACAGUUCAUGAAGACUCAGAGGAAGAAUGAUGUGGCAGACUACUCAAAGACUGUGUUGGUGGUGGUAGCUGUUCUGCUUUCAGGCGUCAGCUUCAUUACUGUGCUUAUCAUUGUGAUAGUGCAGGUCAGGAAAAAGUGUCCUCAGUAUGAAGAAAAAGAAGAAAGGAAAAAACUUCGACAAGAAAACAGGAAUGGCCAUGUUGGUGUGUAAAUGAGGAGAAAGCAGAAAAAUUCUGAUGUGGCCACUGCCAAGCUGCAGGGUACCUCUGGCUACCUGACAUUCCCCCGGACACUGGGCUGGAGCUGUUGCCAUUAAGCCCUGAUUCAUCAAGACAGAGGCUGCUGCAAGUAGAUGUUGCACGUGUCACUUGCUGCUGAGUAACUUGCUGGGGAAGACAGUUACUGCUACAUCUUGGCACAAAAAUAUGCAAGGAGCUGCCACUAUGGAGUAGAGGACUUGCUAUCAAGACCUGCUAGAGACUACUGCUACUGAGCCCUAUCUGAUCAGUGCUGGAACUUCAGUUUCUGCUGUUAUGUGGAUGGACUUUCUUCUGGUUGCACGUCUCCUUUGGCAGCUUUGAAUCCAUGGGAGACAAUUUGCUGUGGCUUUCAGGAACAUGCAAGGUGGUGGGGAGAAACUUUUCUUGCUUCUCCCUGAAGUUAGAGAACGAGCUCUGGAUAGCUUCUCCCACUAGACCUCAGUGGGCAAAACCUAAUUUUGCUUUUGCUAAGCUCCCUGUUGGUAUUGGCUUCAAAGAACUUCAUCUCUAGUUAUGACUUGAAGGGUGUUGGUGACAGAUCUUUGUCAGCCACACCUGGGUUCUGUUACUGUACAUGUGGAAAGUAAUCCCUCUGAAAUCAGUAGGACUUACUUUGAGUGGAGCUAUCCAUUUGCCUGUGUGCUAACCUGGGUUAAAACUAGUCUUCUCAGGAUGCUGAGACAAUAAAUAUGAAAUCUGAAGCCUUGUAUCUGAAGGAAAAAAUCCAUGUUCAAACUGAUAAGCCAGGACACUAGUGUGAAAGCAUCUAUCAAUUAGCAAUGAGCACUAAGCUACUUCUGUUAUCUAGAUACUCCAUGUUGCUUUGAGCAGCACUUGAAGUAAGAGAAUACUUUGAAUCUGUCAGUUGAACUUGACCAAGAACCUGUUUCUCUGAAGAACUAAAUUGAUGUACUGAUACUCUGCAAGUAGUGGUCUGUUGUGCUCUACCUGCUGGUGCAAAGAACUCUACUUCAGACCCUUUUGGCCUAAGUGUCCUUAGUUUCUUGAACUGUCCAUGCAAUCUUGAGCAUCAAGUAUUGAGUUCAGUUUCUUCUUGGAAGAACGUGCUCUGUUUAAACAGAGCAGAAUUCUUGUUAGCAGAGCAACACCAUUAAAUGUCAAGUCAUAUCUGGAUAUGUGUAAAUAUUUAUUACUGUAUUUAAUAUUUAAUGUUUCCAUAAAAAACUUAUUUAUUUUCUAAUUAAACUUUUUACAUAACCUUUG
Dromaius novaehollandiae (emu) is the source of this 2025-nucleotide messenger RNA. It is a transcript of the gene AREG, whose product is annotated as amphiregulin. Gene Ontology annotation, molecular function: epidermal growth factor receptor binding; growth factor activity. Bases 30 to 752 code for a protein of 240 amino acids. Gene Ontology annotation, biological process: positive regulation of cell population proliferation; epidermal growth factor receptor signaling pathway. The record is from RefSeq and is a predicted model, not a curated record. The transcript has 6 exons. Lineage: Eukaryota; Metazoa; Chordata; Aves; Casuariiformes; Dromaiidae.